Jatropha curcas is the source of this 6324-nucleotide messenger RNA. RefSeq names its product HAC13 protein (HAC13) (gene HAF01). Gene Ontology annotation, molecular function: histone acetyltransferase activity; RNA polymerase II general transcription initiation factor activity; TBP-class protein binding. Gene Ontology annotation, cellular component: transcription factor TFIID complex. The record is from RefSeq and is a predicted model, not a curated record. NCBI's taxonomy places the organism in Eukaryota, Viridiplantae, Streptophyta, Magnoliopsida, Malpighiales, Euphorbiaceae. Gene Ontology annotation, biological process: transcription by RNA polymerase II; RNA polymerase II preinitiation complex assembly.
GUCCCGCUUUAUUUAUAACCCCACUCCCCCCUGCGUUCUUCUUCAAUGAAAUCAACAAACAUCUGAGUCGCUAAUCCGAUUUCUGUUAUUUUAUUCCAGUUAAAGAGCAUCGCUAUUCAAGAUUGGAAUGAAGGAAUCCAUAUAACUUAAAAAAGGAUAGGGCUGCAACUAAAGCAUGGGUGGUUAUGAGUCAGGUGGUGCAUCCCAGGAUGCUCGUGAUGAAGAUGAUGAUGAGGAAUAUGAAGAGGUUGGUGGGGGUAACAGGUUAUUGGGAUUUAUGUUUGGGAAUGUCGACAACUCUGGUGAUCUUGAUGUUGAUUAUCUCGAUGAGGAUGCGAAGGAGCAUCUUGGUGCACUGGCUGACAAGUUAGGCCCAUCAUUGACAGAUAUAGAUUUGUCUGUGAAAUCACCACACGCAUCAGCUGAUGCUGCAGAACAAGAUUAUGAUGCGAAGGCUGAAGAUGCAGUUGAUUAUGAAGAUAUUGAUGAGCAGUAUGAGGGACCAGAGAUUCAAGCAGCCAGUGAGGAGGAUUUUUUGUUGCCCAAAAAGGAGUAUUUUUCUUCUGAAGUUUCUCUGGCCACAUUGGAGCAGAAAACUUCUGUUUUUGAUGAUGAAAAUUAUGAUGAGGAAGAGGAAACCGAAAGGGAAGAUGUGGUUGUGGAAAAAAAGCUUGAAGUUCAAGGUAUUUCUUUAUCAAAUUUUCUAUCAGAUCAGCAGGAUGUUGCAGUAGUUCUAGCAGGGGAAACAUCACCACGCGAUGGUAUACAGCUUGACUCCCUGGAUGCUGAAAAUCUGGAUGAUGGCUUGGAAGAUUUCGAGGAAGAGAUAGCAGAUGCUAUGGAGGGGCCUCCAGAUGAUCAAGGUUCCACACCACUGCCUAUUUUGUGUAUAGAAGAUGGUAUGGUGAUUUUACGGUUCUCUGAAAUAUUUGGUAUUCACGAGCCCUUGAAGAAAGCGGAAAAAAGAGGCCAUAGAUAUUCCAUUAACAAGGAGAGAUAUAAAUCUAUGGAUGUUUCUGAUGUUGUUGAAGAAGAUGAGGAAGCAUUUUUAAAGGGCUCUAGUCAAGUGUUUCAGUUGCACUCUUAUGUAAAUCAAUAUGAUGUCUCGGUGUUUAGUGGUGAUAUCUUAGAAUCUGGAAAAUUUGGUGCUAAGCAAGGAUCAAUUCAAGAUGAGAAACAAAAAAGAAGCUCUUGUACUAGUUCUGAGCCAAUGAACAAAGAUUUAUCCAUAAAUCUUGCCUCGGGAUGGCAAUCACCAUUAUGUUCAAAAUUCUAUCCUCUCGAUCAGCAGGAUUGGGAAGAUAGAAUUCUCUGGGACAAUUCUCCUGUUAGCAAUAAUUCUAUAGCGAGUUGUGAGUUGUCUGGACCUGAUUUGGGGAAUUCAUUUAUAAAGGAAAUGGAACAAGCAAGCUCGCCACAGAGUGUUCAUUUGGAGCUCCCUAUGAAUCCAGAUGAGCAAGCUCAUAACAUUUUCCUGCAUGGUUCUCCUGUUGUUGUCGAGUCAUUUGACUCUGGAGAUUCUUCAGGACAACUGGACCUUUCAUCAUCAGAAAGCAGAUCCCAUCCACAACUUUUGAGGUUAGAGUCUCAGUUAGAAGGGGAGAAAUAUCAUGAUGUUGGUGGUAGAAGAGAGAAUAAUGCUGUGGAGAUUGUCCAAUGUGAUGCUGUAAGGCGUUUCAGCAAACUCACAUUGCAAAACAAAGACAUGAUGGAAGGUUCUUGGUUAGAUGAGAUAAUAUGGGAACCCAAUAAAGAUCAUAUGAAACCUAAGCUCAUUCUUGAUCUUCAAGACGAGCAGAUGCUUUUUGAAGUUUUGGAUAAAAAUGAUAGUAAACAUCUUCAGCUUCAUGCAGGGGCAAUGAUAGUGACCCGGUCUCUAAAGCCUAGGGUUUCACCUGAUCUAUCUGGUCAUGGAUAUAAUUCUGGUUGGCAAUUCAACAUUGCUAAUGACAAGUUCUACAUGAACAGAAAAAUUUCUCAGCAGUUGCAAUCAAAUUCUGGCAAACGAAUCGCCUAUGGUACCAAAGUUCAUCAUUCAGCACCUGCCAUUAAGCUGCAGACAAUGAAAUUGAAAUUAAGCAAUAAAGAUUUAGCUAAUUUUCAUCGACCAAAAGCUUUGUGGUAUCCUCAUGACAAUGAGGUGGCUGUCAAAGAACAAAAGAAGCUGCCUACGCAAGGACCCAUGAAAAUCAUAUUAAAGAGCUUGGGAGGUAAAGGAAGUAAAUUACAUGUGGAUGCUGAGGAAACUGUCUCUUCUGUUAAAGCAAAGGCUUCAAAAAAGCUAGAUUUCAAGCCUUCAGAAAUGGUGAAGAUCUUUUAUUUGGGGAAGGAGCUUGAGGAUCAGAAAUCUCUCGCUGCCCAAAAUGUUCAGCCAAACUCAUUGCUUCACCUUGUUCGUACCAAAAUUCAUUUGUUGCCAAGGGCACAAAGGAUUCCUGGGGAGAACAAAUCUUUGCGCCCUCCUGGGGCAUUUAAGAAGAAAUCAGACCUUUCAGUAAAAGAUGGCCACAUCUUUCUGAUGGAAUAUUGUGAGGAAAGACCUUUAUUAUUGAGCAAUAUUGGCAUGGGUGCAAACCUCUGCACUUACUAUCAGAAGUCAAGCACUGGUGAUCAAUCUGGCAUCUCAUUGCGCAAUGGAAACAGCAGCUUGGGAAAUGUUGUAGUAUUAGAGCCUACUGAUAAAUCUCCUUUUCUUGGAGAUAUAAAAGCUGGUUGCAGCCAAUCAGCGCUUGUAACAAACAUGUAUAAAGCACCCAUUUUCCCCCAUAAGGUAGCAUCCACUGAUUAUUUGUUGGUUCGCUCAGCAAAGGGAAAGCUUUCCAUAAGGCGCAUUGACCAAAUUGCUGUCGUUGGGCAACAGGAGCCCCUUAUGGAGGUAUUUUCUCCUGGGUCGAAGAAUCUUCAGUCAUAUAUCACAAAUAGGUUAUUGUUGCAUGUAUACCGCGAGUUUCGAGCAGCAGAAAAGCGUGGCAUAGUUCCUUGGAUACGUGCUGAUGAGCUGUCAACUCAGUUUCCAAACCUUUCAGAAACCAUGUUGCGGAAGAAAAUGAAGGAAUGCGCUGUAUUGCGGAGGGAUGCAAAUGGACAUCUGUUUUGGUCCAAGAAACGUGAUUUCAUCAUUCCAUCUGAAGAGGAUUUGAAGAAGUUGGUCUUACCAGAAAAUGUUUGUGCUUAUGAAAGCAUGCAAGCAGGUCUCUACCGUCUCAAACACUUAGGAAUUACAAGGCUAACAAACCCAACUAAUGUUUCAACUGCAAUGAGUCAACUCCCUGAUGAAGCAAUAGCUUUGGCUGCUGCAUCACACAUAGAGAGGGAAUUGCAGAUAACUCCAUGGAGCCUGAGCAGCAAUUUUGUUGCUUGUACAAACCAGGAUAGAGAAAAUAUUGAGCGUCUUGAGAUUACUGGAGUUGGUGAUCCAUCUGGUCGGGGCCUGGGAUUUAGUUAUGUCCGUGCUGCUACAAAGGCAACAGUGUCAAAUGCAAUGGUGAAGAAAAAAGCAGCUGCUGGUCGAGGAGGUUCCACUGUUACUGGGACAGAUGCUGACCUUCGUAGAUUAAGUAUGGAGGCUGCACGGGAGGUUCUUCUCAAGUUCAAUGUUCCUGAGGAACAGAUUGCAAAACAGACUAGGUGGCAUCGUAUUGCUACGAUACGAAAGCUUUCAAGUGAACAGGCAGCAUCAGGGGUAAAGGUUGAUCCAACAACUAUUAGCAAGUAUGCGCGUGGCCAAAGGAUGUCCUUUCUUCAGCUACAGCAACAGACAAGAGAAAAAUGUCAAGAAAUCUGGGAUCGUCAAGUGCAGUCUCUUUCAGCAGUGGAUGGUGAUGAAAAUGAGAGUGAUUCUGAAGCAAAUAGUGAUCUAGAUUCCUUUGCUGGAGACCUGGAAAACUUGCUUGAUGCAGAGGAAUGUGAAGGGGAUGAGAGUAAUUACGAGUCCAAGCAUGACAAAGCAGAUGGCAUGAAGGGGCUAAAAAUGAGAGGACGUGCUUCACAGGCUCAGGCAGAAGAAGAAAUUGAAGAUGAAGCUGCCGAGGCAGCAGAAUUAUGCAGAUUGCUCAUGGAUGAUGAUGAGGCUGAGCAGAAGAAGAAGAAAAAAACUAAAAUUCCUGGGGUUGGGGCAGGAUUGGCACCUCGUUCAAAACCAAAUUUUGUUGCUAAUGCAGAACGAAUUAAGAAAACAAACAAAGUCCAUCCUAAUGAUUCCUGUCUUCCAAAAGAGAGCAGCAUUAGAGACUCAAAGGAGGUAAAUGUGGAAACUUUAUUUGCUAAAAGGAAGAUGUCUGAGAAGUUGAAAGCUAUUAAAAAGAAUGGUACUUCAGAUUCAACUAUAAGUACAAUUAAAACAAAAGUCAAAAUAUCGGGUGAAGGACCCAAGACUUUUAAGGAGAAAAAACCAUCAAGAGAGACUUUUGUCUGCGGAGCAUGUGGUCAGCUUGGACACAUGAGGACCAACAAGAAUUGCCCCAAGUAUGGAGAAGAGUCUGAAGCACAGGUUGAAACUGCAGAUUUGGAAAAAGUUUCUGGAAAAUCAAAUUCUCUUGAUCCCUCAAGUAAGUCUAUGCAGAAGUUGCAAAAGAAAAAGUCCAUGCCAAAAGGCACAGUCAAAGUCCAACCUUCUGAAAGUGAGAAAUCUAGUUUGAAGGCAAAACCUCUGCCAGUUAAGUUUAAGUGCGGCUCCACUGAGAAACUAUCUGAUAAACCUGCUGAUGGAGCUACCAAAAGUUCUGACUGGCCCGUCACUUCUGAUGCCCGGCCUGACAGUUCUGAUGUGGAAACUGGGAGUAAGCCUAUUGCUAAGGUUAGUAAGAUAAAAAUAUCCAACAAAGCAAAAACCGAAGAUGUACAAGUUGAAUUGCACAAACCUUCCAUUGUGAUACGUCCUCCAAUGGAUACUGAUAGAAGCCAAAUUGAAUCUCAUAAGCCGUCUAUUGUUAUUCGGCCACCAUCAAACACAGAGAGAGAUCAUGUUGAAUCUCACAAGCCCUCUAUUGUAAUACGUCCACCGGCAGUAAAAGAUAGGGAGCAGGCUCACAAGAAAAUAGUUAUCAAGCAGCCCAAAGAGAUCGUUGAUCUUGACCAGGUCAGUCAGGAUGGAAGCACUGGGUUUGAGUUCCGAAAAAUUAAAAGAAUAGCUGAAUUGUCAGGUAUUGAGAAUCGAAGGAAGUCACAGAUCUUGCAUUUUCCUGGAGAGUCAGCAAAGAGGAAAUCUAGAGAGGAAGGAAGAUGGUGGGAAGAGGAAGAGAAAAGGAGAAAUACAGAAAGAUUAAGAGAAGGGAGAGCAAGAAGGAUUUAUGGGGAAGAAACAAGAGGAGUUGAGGAACAAGGACUUGCUGAGCUUAGGCGAUAUGAAGAAGCCGUCAGAAGGGAGAGAGAGGAAGAAGAGCAGCAGAAAGCCAAGAAAAAGAAAAAGAAGAAGAAAAAGCCUGAAAUUAGUGAUGACUACUUGGACGACUACAGGGCAAGCAGAAGGAUGCCAGAAAGAGAUCGGGGUGCAAAAAGAAGGCCAGUUGUUGAAUUGGGGAGGUUUGGUGCAGAAUAUACCCCUGCAACAAAGCGUCGUAGAGGUGGAGAGGUUGGCCUUGCAAAUAUCUUAGAACACAUUGUGGACACCCUUAAAGAUAAGUUGGAUAUAUCCUAUCUUUUUCUAAAACCAGUAUCGAAGAAGGAAGCUCCUGACUACUUGGACAUCAUAAAGCACCCCAUGGAUCUAUCAACAAUCAGAGAUAAAGUAAGAAAGAUGGAAUAUAAGCACCGCGAGGAUUUCAGACACGAUGUAUGGCAGAUUACAUAUAAUGCUCACUUAUACAACGACAGGCGGAAUCCUGGUAUUCCUCCCUUAGCAGAUCAGCUUUUGGAACUUUGUGACUAUCUGCUGAAGGAACAAAGCCAUAGCUUAUCGGAAGCUGAAGCCGGGAUUGAAUCUAGGGAAAAUUAAUAUAUUCACUGUCAGAUUCAUCUCAUUGUUUGUCUGAAGACCCUUAAGCGGGGGGAAGCAAUUUUUUCUUCCUCUUGGGGUUGCAAUGGUUUGUAAGGCUGGCUUUUGACUCUGGCUUGUUCUUGUAUGCAAUUGUGCCUUGUAAAAUAACAAGUUGUAUCCUAUCAUUUUUCGUGUAUAUUUGAGUGAUUUUGUCAAGUUAUGGCCUUAGGUGCUGUUAAUUUAUAGAAAUUCAUUAACAACGAAAAUUCAUUUGUGUAUGUAACCGGACAGCGCAGAAUCUGGAAAACAGGAUUGGGUGUAAUAACAUUUUUAAUUCUAUUGGCUGGGAUUCUUCCCCUCCUAUCAAGUGGUCGCUGAGGACUGUGAAGGUGUCUGACCUGAUUCUAAUA